Radiomyces spectabilis is the source of this 1094-nucleotide messenger RNA. RefSeq lists its product as uncharacterized. Gene Ontology annotation, cellular component: nucleus; mitochondrial inner membrane. Bases 132 to 1085 code for a protein of 317 amino acids. NCBI's taxonomy places the organism in Eukaryota, Fungi, Mucoromycota, Mucoromycetes, Mucorales, Radiomycetaceae. Gene Ontology annotation, molecular function: single-stranded DNA endonuclease activity; nucleic acid binding; RNA endonuclease activity. The record is from RefSeq and is a predicted model, not a curated record. Gene Ontology annotation, biological process: apoptotic DNA fragmentation. The transcript has 3 exons.
UCUUACUUCACUUGGAAACUGAAAUCUAAAGGCACCAUUUUGCGAAAUGAACUAGGCUUAUCCUGAUACUGGUUCCCCCACUUAUUUAUUCUUCCGAGCCCACUAUCUAUUCUCAAAAGGUCAUUGCUGCCAUGACAUUAGCCACCACUCAUUCCUUUGCAUGGCUUGCCACUGGAUUUGUACUGGGACUCAUUUGCGUUAGUUUUCUGCAACCAUGGAGCAGUUUAUAUUGUACCAGUCUGCCUCGCCGUGUUCGUCAUGGCGUGAGAUCUCCCUCCUCAGUAAUGCAGUUUGGAGAUCCAGGACCCUUUGAUGAGCUAUUGGUGCGUUCAGCUUAUACCGCCAAAUUCGAUCGACGCGAUCGUAUUCCACGCUGGGUCGGUGAACAUCUGACGGCCGAAAGCUUAAAAGCGUCACCGGAAGUUGACCGGCAUAAAGCUAAUUUCCGAGAAGACGACGCCGUUGCUGCGCUCUUUCACGCUCAUCUGAGAGACUAUAUCGGAAGUGGAUAUGAUCGCGGUCAUAUGGCUCCUGCCGCCGAUGCCAUGAUGUCUCAGGAAGCCAUGGACGAGACGUUCCUGCUAUCAAACAUCGCCCCGCAAGUGGGUGUCGGGUUCAAUCGGCAUUAUUGGGCUUAUGUGGAAGACUUCUGCCGUCAAUUGACUCUAAAUUUUACCGAUGUGUUUGUGUAUACGGGUCCCUUGUUUUUGCCCCAGCCGAUAUCCACUGAACCUCAGGAUCCAUAUGCAGCAGGCGACGACGAUGAUAAUCAUUGGAUGUCGGUUAUGACAAGACGAAAACCAAAGACCAAAUUGAAGUGGGAGAUGCGCUACGAGGUACUGGGCAGAAUACCCAACAUUGCUGUCCCUACCCACUUCUUCAAAAUCAUUCUCGCUGUGUCAGACAGCGGGCACAUGGUCGGCAGUUUUGUAUUACCGAACAAGGCGAUCGAUCACAACACGGCCUUGACGACUUUCCAGGUGGAACUGAGCGCCAUUGAAAAGGCUUCCGGACUUCAAUUCUUUGAUAGACUGGAUAGAAAACAAUUCAAGAAUCUCUGCGAUUAUAUUACAUGUAAAGUAUGAUAAAAUGAG